AUGGCUACUUCGGUAUCGGCUUCUUAUUCUGCCGGUGAUAUGCCUCAUGAAAAAUGUCGACGAUCAGUCUAUCCUAAUCAAAGUAUUCCUUCAUUACGUCGUGAACGAACAGUUAUAGAUGGAGAAUUUAAUCGAAAUCAACAAUUAAAACCAAUCUAUUCCAAUGAAUUACCAGUCAGAUCUUCAGCAUUUUCUGGUGAAAAACAAUAUGAUCGACGUCAAAUACCAAAAAAAGUUCGUUCAGCAAAAUCAGACGAAAUCUUUCAUUUAAUCAAUCGAAGAUUACAAACAGGUGUUUAUGGUGUACGUCAUAUGUUUCGUUCGAAUGAUCCAAAUCAAGAAGGAAAAUUAUCUAAAGAAGCAUUUCGACGAGUAUUAAUGCAAUUAUGUGGUUACAUAAAUGUUGAAGAAUGGGAAAAAGUAUGUAAAAUGUUUCAUAUCAAUGAACGUGAUGAUACUAUAACAUUUCAAGAAUUUCUUUCUUAUUUUCCGGAUAAUGACAAAGCAAGACGUGAAUUAUCAUUAUCUCAAAUAGAUCGUCAUAGUUCAUCAUUAUUAACUUUAAGUCAAAAUGCAACUUCUUCUCAACAAUCAUAUCAUAAACAUAAUUUACCUAAACUUACUGCUAAUUAUUGUUUUUCAUUAAUGAAAGCAAGAUGUCGUGAUCCAUCAUUUACACCAAAUGAUUAUUUACCAUCUGAUUGUUUAAAUGAUAGUGUUAUUAUACGUGAUCAUUUAAAAAAAAUUUUAGAAAAUUUUCAAUUAGAUGAUAUUAUUCAUAAUGAAAAUGAAUUUGAAAAAUUAUGGUCAAAAUUUGAUCUUAAUAAUUCUGGUAUAGUACGAACAAAUAUAUUUCUUCGUUUAUUAGAUUAUCGUAUUAAUCUUGCUGAUGAAAUUGAUGCUAAUAUUCAAAAAUUAGUAACACGUUCAGGUGCAGCUGGAAUUGUUGAUAGAAGAAUUUCAUCAUCAACAGGUAUAACAAAUGGUUCAUCACCAUCAAGAAAACAAAGACAAUUAUCAACAAAUAAAAAUCGAGAUUAUUAUGAAAAUGAUAUACAAUUUAAACAUACUGCACCACCACCACCAACAGCUUUAGAUGAACCAUUAAAUGAAUCAAUUAGACCUUUAAUUGAACAACAUAUUAAUGAUAAUGAUGGUGAUGAAAAUUCAAAUAAAAUUUCAUCGAGUAUGAAUUUAUCAACAAGAGAAUUAAGUACAAAAUUUCGAACAUUAGUACAACAACAUAGAAAAAUGAUUAAACAAUUAAAUGAAAAUGAUGAAUUUUUACCAUUUCUUGAUCGAAAAGUAAAUGAAGGUUAUUUCUGUUUGAAAACAGUUUUUUCAUAUUUGGAUUCAAAUCAAACAAAUUUUAUAACUAAACAACAACUUAUUGUUGCACUUCAUCAAUUUGAUAUUCCACUUACACUUGAUAAUAUUGAUCAAUUUUUACAAAAACAUCAUUGUAUAACAACAAAAACUAUCAAUAAUGAAACUAUGAUUGAUUAUAAUGGAUUUUUAAAAUAUUUUCAAGAUCGUUCAGAAUCAAGUUUUCUUGCUCAUACUCUUAAUAUAUUUAGUAAAGAAAAAUCAAUUACAACAAAAUCAGAUUUUAAUAAUAUUGAAAAUGGUAUUAUUGAUUUAUUACAUCAUGUUUUUCUUUCUCUAACAGCUGCAUUCAAAUAUAUUUCAAAUGAUAUUGAUGAUUUAUGUCCAGAAAAAGAAUUAUUUAUUAUAUUAAAAAAAGAACUUAAUAUUGCUGAUAAUUAUCGUUUUACUGAAAAACAAAAAUCUGAAGUUUAUAAUUUAUUAAAUUGUACUGAUGCGAUGAAACAAAAACGACAAUUACCAUAUAAACGUUUGUUAUAUUUAUUUAGUAAAACGACAAUACCAAUUAAUAAAGAACGAAAUAUUGAAAAGAAGGAAGAAAAAUGUAUUGAAAAAAAAGAAGAAAAAUUUAUUGAAAAAAAAAAAGAAGAAAAAUCCAUUGAAAAAAAAGAAGAACAAAAAUCAUUAAGAAAAUUAUCUUAUAUUGAAAAAAUUUUAAAUGAUUUAAUUCGUCUUCGUAUGCAUACAUUUACUAAAGUAUUUUCUCGUAUUGAUCAACCACGAACAGAUAAAAUUAAUAAGGAACAAUUUUAUGAAGUUCUUCAACAAAUGAAUACAGAUUUAACACAAUCAGAAGUAAAUAUGAUUUGGUCAUCAAGUGGUUUUCAUAUGGAUAAAAGUGUUCCAUUUGCAAAUUUAAUUCGACAAUUAAUUAUGUUUAAUAGAGAUGAAAAUCAAGCCAUGCUUAAUCAAUUCCAACGUUCUCGAUCAACACAUGAUCAUCAGAUUUCAUCAACAGCAAGAUCAAUAAUAUCAUCAUCAACAAGAGCUAUAUCAUCAUCAGGAGGAAUAAGUGAUAUAUCAAAUAGUGGUCAAUCAAUAGAUUCUCAUGAAAUAUAUAAUCGUAUUCUUCCAUAUAUUCGUCAAAAUUACAAUAAAAUUACAAAUAAAUUACUUGAAAAUGAUCCAACAGCAUGUGGUUUAAUAGAUUUUUCAACAUUACAAAAUAUUUUUCAUCAUUAUUCUGUUCCAAUUAAUGAUAUAGAAUUAGGUACACUUAUUCGUCUUGAUAAUCCACGUAAUGGAUCAAAAAUUCAAUAUCCAUUUUUUAUACGAAAAUAUCAUCCUGAUGGACCUAUUAUAAAAAUUAGUCCAUGGUUACGUAUUCAUCCAAUUUAUGAACAAUUAAUUCAAAAACAACAUGCAAAACAUCCAAUUAAAGAAGUUUAUGAUCAACGAACGCAGAAUCCACGUGAUUUAAAAUAUCUUAUUCGAUUAUUUAAUUCAUAUGAUAAACCACGCAAAGGCUUUUUAACAAAUCAAGAAUUUUAUUCGUUACUGUCUGACAAUGGCAUCAAUUUGAAUAAAUCUGACGAAGAUUACUAUCAACUCUUUUCGAAAUAUGACAAACAAUUACGUGAUCAAUUUAAUUAUACGGAUCUAUUUCGUACGAUGAUUAAUACUGUCAUGUCUUAA
Messenger RNA from Rotaria sordida, 3021 nucleotides. The record is from the annotation of a GenBank genome assembly. NCBI's taxonomy places the organism in Eukaryota, Metazoa, Rotifera, Eurotatoria, Philodinida, Philodinidae.